This is a messenger RNA of Sporothrix brasiliensis 5110, 489 nucleotides long. RefSeq lists its product as uncharacterized. Lineage: Eukaryota; Fungi; Ascomycota; Sordariomycetes; Ophiostomatales; Ophiostomataceae. Bases 1 to 489 code for a protein of 162 amino acids. The record is from RefSeq and is a predicted model, not a curated record. The transcript has a single exon.
AUGGCCGUUCCUUUCCUCCUCUCCGGACUCACUACGCGCGAAGCCAUCAUUGACGCCAUGACCCGCGCCCUCGUCGCCCUUGACCACAACCACGUUGAGCUCUUCAACUCAGCCUGGGCCGGCGAGGAUGUCGUGGCGCAGAUCGGCGUCGACGACGACAAAAAGGUCCUGCCCAACCUGUCCGUCAUUCGCAAGGCCGUCUUUGACCGUGUCGGUCCCAUGGACACCACGCACAGCUUCACCACCCCGCGCGUCGACGUCCACGAAGGCGCCGACACGGCCGUGCUGACGACCGUGUCGCUGGCCCAGCAUUGUCCCGCGGGCCGUGGCAAGGAACCCGACGGGCCGAAGUACCUGGUGGGCGGCGAGUACACGGUGGACAUGGUCCGGGACGCUGCCGACGGUGCAUGGAAGAUUAAGAAGUGGAUCCUGAAGAUCAACUGGGCGCAGGGCGAUGCCUCGAUCUUGGACGGACCCCCGCCAUCGUGA